Eutrema salsugineum is the source of this 951-nucleotide messenger RNA. RefSeq lists its product as uncharacterized. The record is from RefSeq and is a predicted model, not a curated record. The transcript has 2 exons. Lineage: Eukaryota; Viridiplantae; Streptophyta; Magnoliopsida; Brassicales; Brassicaceae. Bases 1 to 951 code for a protein of 316 amino acids.
AUGUUCGACGGUUCACCAGGUGUGGCGAAUAGGGCACAUCUCGGUGGUGCGGAGCUCGCGAAUCUCCUUGGUGGUGGUUCGGAUGAGGGGGAUUUUGAUGAUCUUGAUUUGACAAAUGAGGAUGAAGAGAUAUGGGUUGGGAAAAAGUUCAGGAACAAGGAACACUUUAAAGUUACGUUGGCCAUCUAUGCGCUGAAGAAGGUAGUGACGUUCGAAUUCAAUAGGCAUGCGAAGAAGUACACAAUCGCAAAAUGUCCAUCAAAGAUAUGUGAUUGGAGAAUGUUGGGGCAUCAAGUUGGCGAGUCUGUGUUGUAUGAGGUUAGGAAGGCGUGCUUGAAUCAUACAUGCCACCCGGACACAAGACGAAAUUUUUCAAAGCAUGCCACUUCUAAAGUCAUGGCGGCUCUGCUGAAGUCUAAGUGCCAGAACGCAAUAGUUGCGAGUGAGCUACUUCCAAUUUUUCUGUCCAAAUAUAAUAUUACAGCCUCUUACUGGAAAUGCUGGAAAGCUAAGGAGCUGGCUGUAUACUCUGCGCACGGAAGAGAGGAGACUUCUUUCAAAUUAUUACCGAUUUACCUCCAUGUGCUCAAGUAUGCCAACCCCGGCACCAUAACGCAUUUGUCAACUGAUAGAGAUGAAAAAGGUAUAACAACGUUUAAGCCCGUAUGUAUGGCAUUGUCUGCCUGUAUUUCUGGAUGGAAACAUUUGAAACCGGUAGUUGUUGUUGAUGGAACGCACCUGUUUGGUAAGUAUAAGGGUUGUCUAUUAACGGCCAGUGGACAAGAUUCUAAUUACCAGGUUUUUCCAAUUGCGUUCGCCGUUGUCGAUGCAGAGUCUGACCAGACAUGGAGGUGGUUCUUUGAGAAGUUGGUAGACAUUAUUCCACAUACCUGUGAGCUUACUAUUAUCUCGGAUAGGCAAGGUGGAAUUGCCAAAGCUAAAAAGGAGUGA